Molecule: messenger RNA, 695 nt
Organism: Echinostoma caproni
Lineage: Eukaryota; Metazoa; Platyhelminthes; Trematoda; Plagiorchiida; Echinostomatidae
Source: the annotation of a GenBank genome assembly
CGAACUUCCGCCUUGAAGGUGAUCUGGACAUACUAUAUUACACUGCCUCGAAGUACGAUGGUGUUUGUCCAAUCCUACAUUUGCCCCGCUUAGAAAUUAAUUUCCGGAAAAUAGAAAUUGCUCUUACCGUUGACGUUGAUGUCAUAUUUUCUCUAUCCACGUGCUCUUUCAUCAAGAUGUGCCUGACUAAAGUGGCAAGACCUAUUCGUCGUGGACGUCUUUUCCGCUAUACCCCUCCACGGAAACCCACAUUCGGACGACUGCUACAGGCUUUGGAAUUUAAUCUAAAUCUGCCCCAACUGCAACUGUCCUACUGGGUCUCUUAUGCCAAACGUACCGGCGUGCGUGUGACCACAGGCCCGGUGCAGUUAACCGCAAUGCUCCGCUACACGAUAGAACAGGAGAACAAAACCACGUUUGAUUCGCGUCGCGCAUCUGUGCUACAGCCUCAUGUCAUGCUUCCACCAGUCGGUGCUCGUUCGAUUGCCGGAGCUUCGCUGGUGCGUCGCCCCUUUACCAAUUGGACAGUGGUUCAUUUGUCUUCCAGUCUACAAGAUAGUCGUAUUCAAUUGCGACAUCGUCCGGACCUACCGGGACAGGUGGUGCAAAUGUUAUUGCAGAGCGCCGGACUGUUAAAAGUAGGUGGGGGCAUCUGUUUUACACGGAUAUCAGUCUGUACUUUUCUUAGUACUUGA